Molecule: messenger RNA, 3403 nt
Organism: Diceros bicornis minor
Lineage: Eukaryota; Metazoa; Chordata; Mammalia; Perissodactyla; Rhinocerotidae
Product: zinc finger protein 84-like
Exons: 5
Coding region: 1341-2633 (430 amino acids)
Biological process (GO): regulation of transcription by RNA polymerase II
Molecular function (GO): DNA-binding transcription factor activity, RNA polymerase II-specific; RNA polymerase II cis-regulatory region sequence-specific DNA binding
Source: RefSeq, a predicted model, not a curated record
GGGUCCGGGGCGGUGGGCAGAGCGCGGUGGUCAGUGAGAGUCAGAGUGUGAUCUUGGCUGAGGACCCCGGGGACUGGGUGAUUCGGCCUGUGCCGGGUCACCGAGUGUCGGACCGCGAAUGUUACGGAUUGGAGCGUGACGGCUGGAUCGGGCCGAGUGCGAACGGGGUCUGUGGGGUCAGGAUGCGGUGUUGGUGAGAGAGGAUGGUGGAGUAAUACCCAGUUUUCCAGUCACCCACCCUUGUCACCAAGAAAAUCAGGUGGAGAGUCUUCAGACCUUCCGGAGUGCUGUGCUGUGGAAGCUUGUGUGAGAUGAGAGUUCUGGAAUUCAGUGGCAGGCCUUUCUCAGACCAUUACACCGCACUCAUCCGCUCCCUUCCCGCACAUGCAGUUCUGGGUUUGGAUUUUGCCCCUUUUCUCUUGCUCCCACAUAAUGCCAGGCCAGGCUAGAGGGCCCUGCUCUGAUCCAAGCACAGAAAGAAGGGGGUGUGGGUCCCUUCAGGUUAAAGAGGUGAUGGGGACUCCAGUGGCAAAGGCAAGAUUUCCAUAUACACAUUCAGGCUCCAGAAACCCUUCUCUUAUUCAUUCCAUUUUCCACUUAUUUUAAGAGUCUUUAGUAGUCACUUUCAUUUCCGUAUCUCCUUCAGUCCUUAUAAGCAUCCUACGUGGUCUGUGUUUCCAUCACCAUUUAAAAACAAAACAAAACAAAAACCACCAGGCUCCUUGCUUAAAAUCACUUGGCCAGCAAGAAGAUAAGCUCAGAUUGAACCUUAUUUGUUUUAUUCCGUAUCUCAUGUUCUUUGCCUGAAACACAUUUAGUCCCCAGCACGUAGUUGUUUUAUAGCAAGGAGUCUUGAGGAGAUAUUUACAGAGGAGCUAUUAAGUGCAUCUCACAGAUGAUCGCGGAAUUAACAGGGGUAUUUGGUGUUUUUGCAGGGUGCGUGCGUUAAAUGCUGGGGUUCAUGCUGUGGGGUUCUUUUUGCAUACUCCAGUAUUUUGGGUACUUGUUAGCUCUGUUUAGAGUCUAUAGAAAACCCAGUCUGGGCUUUAAAUGAAGAUGAGUUUUCAGCAAGAGGGAGAUUUAGAUGUCAAAGAGUAUUCCUCAGCUAAGGAGAAUUUGCCACUGACUUGACAGACUCCAGUUUCCAUGAAGUAACUGGCUGAUUUGAGAUGAAGAGGAGGAGGUCCCAGGACCAAGGAUUCACCCUGGUGAAAAGUCCUGACCGGAGGCCCUAACCUGAGCCUCCAGACAGAGUCCAGAAGAUUCACAGGAUAGAGCAGAGCCUAGAGUUGUGGCCAUUUCCCAAGAGCAGCAGAAAAUGACCAAGUCCCGGAUGUAAUAUGAACAUGCUCUCUCAGGGAUCCGUGUCGUUUGAGGACGUGGCUGUGGACUUCACCGGGGAGGAGUGGCAGCUACUGGACUCUGCUCAAAAGACUUUGUACAGAAGUGUGAUGUUGGAGAACUUUAGCAGCCUCGUGUCACUGGGGUUUCAAGUUAUCAAACCAGAUGUGAUCUUCAAAUUGGAGCAAGAGCAGCCAUGGAUAAUAGAUGAAGAUAUCCCAGGUCAGAACUUUUCAAAAUACUGGAAAAUGGAUGAUUACAAAGCUUGGCACCAAGAAAUCCAAGACAGGCUUAAAAGUUUGGAACAAGCCCAUGAAAGUAAUGCAAGUGGAAAAAUAGUUCAAUCAGGCAUGAACUUUGCACCUUUAAAGCAAAAACCCAAUAAGUCUGUGUCAAAUGGAAAACAUUUGAAAUAUUCAUUAGAUUUAUUUACUCAGAGUGGAAAUUAUGGAAGGAGGAAACCUGGUAAAUUAAAUGGAUGUGAGAAAUCAUUUCUCUAUACCAAACAUGAAAAAACUUGUGUUGGAUUAAAAUGCUAUGAAGGUAAUGAAUGUGGAAAAGUCAUCAGCAAGAAGUCUCGGCUCAUUGUACAUCAGAGAACACAUACAGGAGAGAAACCCUUUAAAUGCAGUGAAUGUGACAAAGCCUUUUCCCAGAAGUCACAUCUUGUUACACAUCAGACAAUUCACACAGGAGAAAAACUUUAUGGAUGUGAAUGUGGGAAGGCCUUCUCUCGAAAGUCACAUCUCGUUACACAUAAGAGAACUCAUACAGGAGAGAAACCCUAUGAAUGCAGCAACUGUAACAAAGUCUUCUCUCAGACAUCACAGCUCAUUAUUCAUCAGCGAAGUCAUACAGGAGAGAAACCCUAUGGAUGUGGUGAAUGUGGGAAAGCCUUUAGUGGGAAGUCACAACUUAUUACUCAUAAGAGAACCCAUAUAGAUGAAAAACCCAAUAAAUGCAGUGAAUGUGGGAAAGCCUUCAGAGAGAAGUCAAGUCUCAAUAAGCAUCAGAGAAUUCAUUCAGGAGAGAAACCAUAUGGAUGCAGUGAAUGUGGGAAAGCCUUCAGCGGAAAGGCACUCCUCAUUAGACAUCAGAAAACUCAUUCAGGAGAAAAACCCUAUGGAUGUAAUGAAUGUGGAAAAGCAUUCAUUUGGAAGUCACAGCUCAUUAUACAUCAGAGAACUCACACAGGAGAGAAGCCGUAUGGAUGCAGUGCAUGUGGGAAAGCUUUCUCCCAGAAGUCACACCUCAUGAUACAUCAGAGGACUCACAUAGAACAGAAACCCUAGAAAUACGGUGAAUGUGAGAAACGUUUAAGAAAAUAAUCACACUUUCUGUAUCAUAAAACUCAUUUAUAGAAAUGCUAUGAAUGCUGUGAGUAUAGGAGAGUCUUUGGAAGGAAGUUAUACUUUCUUAAACAUCAGAGUGCCAGCUGGGAGAGUAAGCCUGUGUAUGCAGUGAAUGUGGCAGAGACAGUAGAGCAGGUAGUCGUCUCGUUGUAAAUCAGGUUAUUCAUAUUGAGGAGAAAAAUCAUGACUUAAAAGAACAUGGAAAAAUAUUUCCAUCGAAAUAAUGUUCAAAAGAAAUUCAGUUUCCCACUGUGAUACUGUAUUUUUAAAGAAAAGAUUAUAUAUUCUAAAUGAUAAGCAUGUGAAGCUUUAAAGAUAUUUAUCUGUAUAUGUAUAUGUUCAGUAAUCACAACAGCAGAGUAAGAAGGAUAUUCUUUCAGAGGUAUAUAGGGCUUAUAUUCCUGAAUAUGGCUACAUAAGAUGAAAUUUAUGUAUUUUCAUAGCAUAUGUGAAAUGAAUAUAACCAUGAACAUGAUAUAUGUCAUGUACAUAGAAUGGCAUUUGUUGAUUUCUACACAGAAUAUCAUUUACCUUGUCCCACAACAAUAGAAUGUAAACUAGAUCAAAUGAUUGACUUAUUAUUUAAAAAACAGUUUAAAUCGUAUUACCAGGUACUUUUUUGGCACAAGUAAAUGAGUUGCAGAACUCCUAUCGUGCUCUGUCUUCAGUAAUAGGAGCUUGGAUUUUUAAAUAAAGUCUCUAGCUUCCUU